AAAACAUCUUGGCCAAGUGGAGUAUGGCUCGUUUUGCUUUGCAUUGCUCUGGUUGGUUCCUCUGCUCAGAAACAGCCAAAGAGUCAACAUGACGGACACUCACAUGAGAGGAUACACAGCACGAAAAAGUACUGUGAACCUUCCUUCAGCAACCAAACAAAGUGCGGCUCUGGCUUCUACAGAGAACGGACUGGACCAUACCGGGGUCAGUGUGUGCCAUGUCGCUGCAACGGACUCUCCAAUGAGUGUGAUGAGCAAACGGGGAACUGUGUGGUUGGUGUUAUUCACUCAGACAGUGGCACACAUUCAUUUGUUCAUUCACAGCACACUGGACGGUUGUGGCUUUCACAGGCACAUUGCCAAAUCAGACAAAACAUAUUGUUCACGUCAUGUUUCAUCUCUGACUAACCUCCAGAACUGUCCAUUCAACACCACCGGUAAUCGCUGCCAACGCUGUAAAGAGGGUUACUAUGGAAACCCCGGCAACAGGACCUGCCAGGCCUGUCCGUGCCCUUUUACAUGGAACAAUUUUGCUUUGGCCUGUCUGGACAUUGGCUCAGGUGUGGUUCAAUGCUUGUGUAAACGCGGUUACAGUGGAUUCAGCUGUGAGAGAUGUGCACAUGGUUACUUUGGUAAUCCACUGGUGCAUGGAGGCAGCUGCAAGCCCUGCAAGUGGGGGGACAGCAACUUGGAUGUUUGUGAUCCUCUAGCUGGAGGCUGUGACAGUUGCACCUAUACUUUACUAAUUGAUUUGGAGAAAAUGGAUGAUAGUCUAACUUGGUUGGAGCAGCAGCUGCAGAACAUCAGUCGUGUCUCUGGUUCCCACUCAAAUCUGACCAACCUGGAAGCUAUCAUCGCUGAUAUAAAGAUUUUGUCAGCGAGCUACAGCUCUGCUGUGAGACAACUGGAGCCAACGUCUAAACAGCAGGAAGCAGACGUAAACAUUGUCAGGAACAACUUGAGUCAACUUUUUCACAAGACUCUUCAGUUUGAGUCAGAUCUGGACAAGGUUUUGCAGAAUGUAAAUGGAACAAAGUUGAAGGCUGAUGAGCUGCUUCCUAAAGCUGAAUCUCUCUUCACAGCAACACAGGAUUUGAUAAAACGCUUAUCUGAGGCAAAACCCGGAGGAUCCAUUACUCUGUCUGAGAAUGACAGAGUCAGGAUGGUGGAGGAAGCUCAGCGUUUCAUGCAGGAAAUGAGCGAGAGAAGCUGUGCUGCUCAGAGAGGCCGCGCUGGCAGCGAGCAGGAGGAGGCACACACAUUGCUGGACUUAAUCAGGGCCAGCGAGACAGCUCCGGUGAAAAUCAUCCAGGCUUCAGACUCUCUGAGGAAACUGGCCAAGCUGCUGUCAGAGGCAGAGGAGAAGUUCAACGCAACUCAGGCCCUAAACCUGAAGAGUCGUGCUGCCCUUCAACAUCUGUGGAUGAAGAAUAAACUGAGCACUCUCCUCCCUGUGACUGAAAUGACUAAAGAUGUGCUACACAACGUUACUGACAUCGUCUUAAUGCUGAAGGAACGUCAACAAGAGUCUGAGAAUCAUGCGGCUCGACUGGAUGGCGCUCGAAGGGAACUCUCCGUGAGACUGAAUAAAUCUUUCCAAAUGAAGAAAAAGUGGGAUGUUGUAAACAGAGCUGAGGAGCAGACGGAGCAGCUUCACAGAGCUGCAGCUGAAUGUCAGCAAGUGUUUAGUAAUUCCUUGGACAGUAAUGAAUUGCUAAGUGCAGAAGUGGCUGCAAAUCAGUCCAAAGAGGCAGCUGAUCGAGCCAUAAUGGCAAACCAGGAUCUGGUGAAAAGAAGUGAAGGACUCAAAGAAAGCAUAACUGAUUUACAAACAGAAGCCAGCGACACUCAGAGUUACUUUGACAGACUUUCAUAUACACUGACCACCAGCAAACACCAUGUGAAAAGGGAAAAGGAAAAAAGAGAAGCGCUGAAAAUGAGCAUCUCAGCCGUCGGCAGUGACCUCAGAGCGCUGAGAGGAGAUGACAACAAGGUCCUGAUAGAGUCAGCGAAAAUGGCUGCUUCUGUGUCUAACUCCACAGUCAGAGCACUUACACAGAGAGUGAGGAAUAUCAGCCAAGAAGUGGAAAGACUCCCUUUAACCACCGUGAAUAUGGACAAUGUGUUGACUAAUGCAGAGCAGGCAUUGACAAACUUAGAGACAGCUCUUCCUGUGUUGACAAACCGCCUCAGACAAGUUGAGACUCUCAAAGGGAAAGUGGCGCCGAGUGCCAACAUGACAGAAAGCAUCAGGAGAAUCAAGGAUGUGGUAGAUGAGACAAGAACCUUUGUCAACAGGCUCUCCAUUGCCAUGACAUUCAAUGGGAAAAGUCACGUCGAGCUUCCUCCUCCGAGAAUCCUCGAGGACAUAAAACCGUUUACAUCUGUCGAUUUGCUUCUAAACCGUCAUCAAAACAACCCCCCAAAGGCCGACCGCAGGCGAAGGCAACGGUGGGGCAAACAAAGAGAUGCCAACCUCUUUGUCUUCUACCUGGGCAACAAGGAUGUCUCUGGAGACUACAUUGGGAUGGCAAUCAGGGACAAUGUGUUGAUUUGUGUUUUCAAGUUGGGAGACGUCGUCCAUCAGGUGGAAACCAGUCCAAUAACAAGAAGCACCAAUUUAAAUUCACCAGACUUUGACAGGAUUGUUUUUCACAGAGUUUACCAAGAUGCUGAAGUGAUCAUCAUACGCAACUUCACGUCACAACAACCCGUCAGACUCGCUCCCAUACGUCACCUGUCAAGCACAGUGACGAGCGUCCUCCACCUGGAUCCUGACAGUGUUGUUUUCUACGUGGGUGGUUAUCCUGACGACUUUACGCCUCCACUGGAGCUGCGUUACUCCAGUUUCAGAGGAGCAAUGAAACUGUCCUACAUCAACGAUAAACCCGUGUCUUUGUUCAACUACAAACAUGCGGCCAAUAUGAAGGAAAAGCAGCCUUAUAUCAAGAUUCCCAAAACAGAGGUGUCUGAUUACUAUGAUGGGACAGGUUACCGCAUGGCAUUCGUAAAAGAGCCGGAGAAGAAAAAGAGAAGAUUGUUCAAAUUUCACACCAACAGCAGAGAGGCAGACGCUUUGUUAUUCUACAUUGGAAAUGAAGCGUCGUUUCUUUGUGCGUUUGUGGAGCGAGGCUUCCUGGUGCUUCAGGCUCGACAAGCAGGUCGAGAGCGCAGAGCUCAGAGUGCUGAAAAGAUGACUCUAUUUGACAAAGCCUUUGCAAUCACCAUCGCAGAACAAUUCACUGUUCAUUAUGGACAACAAAGCAUUUCCACAGAGCACAUUCACGCAAACUACACGAGUUAUUAUGUCGGGGGUUUGCCUGCACAUCUGAGGCUGAGGCACAACAUCACAGCUCCACCACUGAGAGGAUGUGUCGAUCACGUGACGGCAGACGCUGAGAUCAUCGAGUACAACAGGACGUUGGGCGUCGCUGAUGGAUGUCCACAUUCACUACUGGGUGUCCGUACAGCUACAUUGUACUCAGCUCUGCCUCUUGAUUCCCUGUUUGUCUGGGACGAGCGGCCGGUCGCAGUCUCUCUGGGUUUCAGGACCACAGACAGAGAUGGAACUCUUGUCAGGAGCAGAUCUCAGGGUUCCUCUGCCUAUGGCCUUCACUUGUCCCUGAGUGAUGGUUAUGUGGUAUUUAACAGCCACAAUUACAGCUUGAAGUCUGACGAGAGAUACAGUGAUGGAAAAUGGCACUAUUUGUCUGCAGUGAAGACGCCAAAAGGGUUGGAGCUCAGUGUUGAUAAUAUAAAAGCAGCUCAGGCACCGUUACACCAUUUCAGAGCAGUGGAUCAGAAAUCACAAGAGGAGAAAUUCAAAUGCUGCAUCUCUAACCUUUAUAUAAGAAGGCUUGAGCAGAACUUCAUACCUGCUGAUCUAAGCUCUCUUCCUCAAAUGGGAGACAUGCUUGCUGGCCAGUGCAGUCUCUACACGGAGCAUUCACUGCCAAAGAAGCACCACAACAACAACAAACAUGUCCAGGGCCCCACAGGCAGCCAGUGUAAACACCAACAGUCCCACCGAGGUGAAUACCAGCUCUACGAUGAACACAGCUGGCUCAGUUACUCGCUGCCACAAGAGGAUCUUAAUUACCGGCCUCACUUAUCUGUUGAUGUCAAGACCAAAUCCUCCAAAGGGCUGAUCCUCCAUGUGGCAGGGAGAGGAGUUGUGCCACUGCUGGCUCUGUACGUGGCUAAUGGAAAGAUCAAGAUGUCACUGGGGCAAAACAGACUCAUCCAAUACAAGCAGAACAGCAACGACGGGAACUGGCACAGAGUUGAGCUCAGUGUGGAGAAACACACUUUCCAUCUGUUGGUUGAUGGAGUUCGAGUGACUGACGGUCACCUACCAAACGAUGAGGGCGCAUCUUUGGACCUGUCCAACACUGUGUAUCUGGGGAGUGAUCUGAAAAGUGGAACUAUAAAAGGGUACAACAUUCCCAUGAACAGCAUUACCGGCUGCAUACGGGAUUUCAGAAUGAAUAAUGUUGCUGUUGGAGAACCAGAAACAAGCUACAGAACAUUACCCUGCCCUGAUGGGUUCACGGAGAUGGGAACGUACUUUGGUGGUGGUCACAUCAUCUUAGAUAAUUACCUCACCGUCAGCUCCCACUUUGUCUUGUCCUUCGAGCUGCGCCCUCGAUACCAGACAGGUCUCCUCUUUCUCGCUCGAAGUGACAACGCCAGCCUCAGUGUUUACCUAAUGGAAAACAAGGUGGGUGUGGAAGUGAAUAUUGGUAACACUGCUGUCAGUGUCUCUGUGACUCCUCGUAAGAGUCUCUGCAAUGGAAGGUUUCACAUGGUUACAGUGUCCAAACAGAAUGAUGUUUUCAAAAUAGCCGUGGACUCCACGUCUGAGGAGAAAGCUUUUCCAGUCACAGCCAUGACACACGCGACAACACUGAAGUAUCUCCACAUCGGAGGGACCAGAAAUUACAGCCAAGUCCCUGUGUCCUCACCAUUUGUGGGCUGCUUGCGAAAAGUGAAGAUCAACGGACGGCCUGUUGUUUUUGAGACAGAAUCCACAUUGACUGAUGCCGUGAGCCUCAGCGGAUGUCCCAAAGGAUAAAGUCGUUAAAGUCAUUAAACCACUUUGCGUCAAAGUCAUAUGUGCCACAUGUGUUUGCCUGAAACCACAGAGCCUCAUUUGAUUUUAUACUGAAAAGAAACCAAAUAAAUGUUUAUGUAUAUGAGGUUGAAUUUACUGACAUUUGCCCAGAUGUCAGUGAUCAUCCCAGCGUGUGAUUUCUUUCAUUUUUAAUAUUAAUAUAAUUGAACCAGAUUAUAAUUACAAAUCUCAUACAUAUCAUGGUAUUGGAUCUCAAAUGAUGUGUUUCACUCUGCAAUGUUUUGUUGUUUAUUAAUGUUGAUUAAAACAAACCUGUCUGCUGCUACAGACACAGGACAAACACUG
Messenger RNA from Solea solea (common sole), 5419 nucleotides. RefSeq names its product laminin, alpha 3 (gene lama3). The record is from RefSeq and is a predicted model, not a curated record. Bases 89 to 5074 code for a protein of 1661 amino acids. The transcript is spliced from 37 exons. NCBI's taxonomy places the organism in Eukaryota, Metazoa, Chordata, Actinopteri, Pleuronectiformes, Soleidae. Gene Ontology annotation, biological process: cell adhesion.